AGUUUGGGAUCAGAUAUAUAAGAAAAAGCUGCUAAUGAUAUGAACCGUGAGCAAUGGAGUAAUUAUGUUCAUCUCUACAAUAAGAACCUCUUAAAUCUCACACACUAGACCUUUAAACUCUCACUCCUGAACUGAAUAACAGCCUGUUUACUGAUCUGGCCCUGUAGGUUUUGCCUGUUUGUGUAUUUUCCCAGUAUUUCCCAGUUAUCAGAGCCUCACUUGAAAAGGUCUGUAUCACAGAAAGGCAGCCAGCUGAGGAGAGAAAAAAAAAAGACUUUUGGGACUCAAUGCCCAUUUCUCUUUUCAUGUCUCUCCCCCAGUUUUUCAGUCCACAACACACAGUGAGUCACAGCCUGCGGUGGUGAAUCAAGGUUCCUGUGUAACGGGGUAAACACACAUCAGCACUCUGGCCAAGGUCACUCAGGCCUGCAACUUUCAGGUCCGUCCAUCGAUAUGAAACACCACAAACAAACACAAAUGGACGCUUUAUUUAAGACACAUUCACUGAAGUGAUAAUCAUUACUAAUUCUGCUGCUAAAGUCCCACUGCAGUGAAGCUGCUGUUUGCUCUUUCUGGCUCUGUUUGCCUACUUUGCCUCACUCCUACGCCUACGUAUUCGCAAACAUCCUGUCCAUUUUAGUCUCAGAUCCAUGGAGCACUCCCUCUCGGUCCCAGGGAUCGAUAAGUCUGCACUAACCAGGCCACGUUUGCCCUCUGUACCCCCGUGGACGGUGCCAGAUGCACUCAGCUUUCUGCUUCAGUUGGAGCUGCAGUCGGGCCUGGGCGGGUGAAUCCACGGGAGCAGGAUGGCCGGGUUUUGGACGGGAUCGGCAGGUGGAUUGGUGCUGGCUGUGAGCCUGACUCUGCUGGGCUGUGGAGUCCAGGGACAGGGCAACGGACGGGGUAAGAAGGAAGUAUCUGGAUCGGCAACGGUCAACCUGGGCCAAGUCCAGGAAGCCUGGAGACCCCUGAUGCAGACCAUGGUGAACCUAACCCAGAUCAGCAGUAUCAAGUCGACCUUCCAGUUCCGUACGUUUGACCCUGAAGGUGUCAUUUUCUACGGUGACACCAAAAAUGGCCUGGACUGGUUCAUCCUGGGUCUGAAGGGCGGUUUCCCGUUGAUGCAGAUCAGUAAAGUGGACAUGUUGGUCAGCGUGGCCGGUGGACCCAGAUUGAAUGAUGGGAAAUGGCACACGUUGGAAGUCAGUAACCAUGGUCAGUUUGUGAUUUUGGACGUGGACGGCUCUCAGGGUCUUGUGGUGGGUCUUCGGUCCAAACAGACUGACGAGGACCUGAUGGGUGAACUCAGACUGGCACUCGGUGGAAUCCUGAUCAACACAGACAAGAUGAUCGUCCAGUUCAGGCCACAGAUGGACGGUUGUGUGCGAGAAGGCAGCUGGUUGAACCUCACCAUCCCCUGGGAGACCGAGGCGGACCAGAUUUGGCCCUGCUAUGAAAACAUCAAACCUGGCAGCUUCUUCCCUGGCACCGGGUUCGCUAUUUUUAACGCCUCAGUUUUCCCUACAGAUACAGACCAGGGGAUCCAGAUCGAAUUUUGGGGAGAUUUCAGUCAGAUGGAUGGGACCAUCUGCAGCAUCAAACCCGAUGGACAAGAUGUGAUGUUUGCUUUAGUGGCAAAUAAUAACACAAAGGAGGUCACACUCACCUUCGGUCCUGAUAAACUCAUUAUGACAGAGUCUUUCAGUCGACUGAUGGUGACCUUCCAGACAGAUGCUCUGACGGUGCUUCACGACGGAUCGGAGGCUGCUCGGAUCGCCAUCAGUCCAAUGAGCAGCCCUGGUUACUGGUCCAUGUGGAGGGAGGGAACCCUGGCCAUCGGAGGGCUGCUAGGUGAGGAUGACGUUGGAUCCCAGUUCUUGUCAGGCUGUCUAGAGAAGAUCCAGAUCCAGGGGAAAGACUUGGACCUGGAUUUAUCCACCAAACACAUGUUGAUGUCAUCUCACAGCUGCCCUGUGUAGCAGACGAUUGUAUAGAUUUGGACUGUCUGCUGUGGAAACAUUAUUUUGCCUCUGGAUAAAAAUAACACAGAUAAUGGAAUGUUUAUAAAGUGCAAUAAUUGUUUUAAUAACAAUCUGAUGACCAAUAAAGUUUAUCAUCAGGUACUAA
This is a messenger RNA of Sphaeramia orbicularis (orbiculate cardinalfish), 2127 nucleotides long. It is a transcript of the gene shbg, whose product is annotated as sex hormone-binding globulin. Gene Ontology annotation, molecular function: steroid binding. The transcript is spliced from 8 exons. The record is from RefSeq and is a predicted model, not a curated record. Lineage: Eukaryota; Metazoa; Chordata; Actinopteri; Kurtiformes; Apogonidae. The coding region runs from base 807 to 1979 and encodes 390 amino acids.